Molecule: messenger RNA, 1511 nt
Organism: Pseudo-nitzschia multistriata
Lineage: Eukaryota; Bacillariophyta; Bacillariophyceae; Bacillariales; Bacillariaceae
Source: the annotation of a GenBank genome assembly
CAACCCCUGCAUCACUACAACAAAAAARUACUAUAUCGAUUUCAAAGGUCUMAAAGGACCAACGAAUACUACUCAACAAUGACACUACGAUCCAUCCUUGCCUUGUCCCCUCUUCUGUCGGUGUCGGGAUUCACCACCAUCCUUCCCGGUCGUUCCGAUUCCGGUAUUGCCACUAUCACGAAUGCGAACGGAAAYUUCCGAAACACCCRUCUGGCCGACAUCGUCUCCCCCUUUGACGGAGGCGACAGCAGCUCCAGCAACGUUGCCACCGAAGACAAGCCCACGCUCGAGGGACCCCUCGAUCUCACCUGGGACAACGUGGAAGCCGUCCUCGACGAGAUGCGGCAUUUUUUGAUCCAGGACGGAGGAAACGUUGCGAUCACGGAAAUCGACGGACCCRUUGUCCGAUUGGAGUUGCAGGGGGCGUGCGGAACCUGCCCGUCGUCGACACAAACCAUGAAAAUGGGUCUGGGUAAGUAGUGCAGCUCGCUGCCUGCGCAACAACGCGCCGCGUUGGAUCGCAUCGUUCGUUCGUUCCUUCGUUCGUUGCCUGGUCGGAACGUGUUAAGGAGUUGAGUUGUCGGGAUGCGUAGACAAGUUCGGACAGGAACGAAUAGGGAGUCUCUACCGCGACGAAUGGAUAGGUCCGAAUCGAUCGACUUCAUCUACGAUUCGCUUCACCCUCGYUUUUCGUAUCCAUCUAUUCCAUUCCGCGGRAGGCUUUUGAAGCCUACCAAAUGGUUGCCCGCUCUKGUCUCGUCUCACAUUUUYUUGACGCUUUUCUCAUCGGMACCRACAACGACGCAACUCGAAUGGUGCUAUAUSGYACGCGUGCGCAUCGUUGACGCUCCAGAACGAGGACUGAAGGAAAAAAUUCCGGAGAUCCAGGAAGUCAUUCAGGCCAUGCCGGAAGGCCCGCCCCUCGACGAGGAACAAAUCAACGUUGUGUUGGACGGCGUUCGGCCGUUCCUGACGGUCGCCGGUGGAAGCAUCGAAAUCGAUCGCAUCGAAGGGGAGGGGGGACUCCAGCCCACGAUCUGGUUGGACAUGCAGGGAGCCAGUGCAUCGCUGAACUCGGUCAAGCUGGAGAUUGCGCAGCGGUUGCAGCGACAUUUCAUGAUGGCGGGACUUCGCGUCGAUUGGGUUGGCAACCACUCGAACGGGUUCAAAUAAACACAGAGUACUCCGAUUUUUGGAGUCCUUUGUCACGCAUUGGAACAUUCUCGUAUUUUUUUGAURUUCCGGACUUUUUGGAUUUAUGAUGAAAUCUAUGCAAUCCAUGUCACUACAACGAAUCUGCAGGAAACCAGCAGAAAAGAUUGAUGUCACACCACCUCGCUUGUCCUUUCGAAUGCCGAUUUGCCGUUAGGGGAGCCCAUAGUCAUCUGGCGACACUGAACUUCACACGAUACUACAUCGAUUCAAACAUUCAAUACACGCGCACCGUCGCUUUCCUACCGAUAAAAGUAGUAGAUAGCGUGUUUAGUGCAUAACAAAUUAAUCACCAAGGG